Molecule: messenger RNA, 2731 nt
Organism: Vitis riparia (riverbank grape)
Lineage: Eukaryota; Viridiplantae; Streptophyta; Magnoliopsida; Vitales; Vitaceae
Product: G-type lectin S-receptor-like serine/threonine-protein kinase At5g24080
Exons: 1
Coding region: 78-2441 (787 amino acids)
Biological process (GO): protein phosphorylation; recognition of pollen
Molecular function (GO): protein serine/threonine kinase activity; ATP binding
Source: RefSeq, a predicted model, not a curated record
AAUGCAAUAAAAUUCGCUAAAGCCGCCAUUAAAUAUCAAACACAACUUCCUCAGGCUCAACCUCACCAACCAAAGCCAUGGCUCUCCCCUUCCUCUGCUCUGUGCUCAUUUUCACCUUCCUCUUCUGUAACCCUCCACCGUUGUCGGCCCAACGGCAACAGAACAUCUCAAACUUCUCCUCCUCAGACUCCCCAUGGCGACCAAGCCAAGACCAGAUUCUUCUCUCUCCCAACUCCACCUUCGCUGCCGGGUUCUGGCGGACACCCACUUCUCCAAAUCUCUAUAUCUUCUCAAUUUGGUACCACAAUAUCUCUGUACACACCGAUAUUUGGUCCGCCAACGCCAAUUCCCCGGUUAGUGGCAACGGUACCGUCUCAAUUACUGCCUCCGGUGAGCUCCGGCUUGUUGAUUCGUCCGGCAAGAACUUAUGGCCGGGGAACGCUACGGGAAAGCCAAACUCCACCAUGGUCCUCAGGAACGAUGGUGUACUGGUUUAUGGGAACUGGUCGAGUUUUGGUUCUCCGACCAAUACUAUUCUUCCAAAUCAGCAGAUAAAUGGUACAGAGCUCGUCUCAAGGAACGGUAUGUAUAAAUUUAAUAACUCCAUGAAACUGGUUUUCAACGAUUCUGAUAGCUACUGGAGUACGGCUAAUGCGUUCCAGAAGUUGGACGAAUAUGGAAACGUGUGGCAGGAGAAUGGAGAGAAGCAAAUUUCCUCGGAUCUUGGUGCUGCCUGGUUGCGUAGAUUGACCCUUGACAAUGAUGGGAAUUUGAGAGUUUACAGUUUUCAAGGAGGUGUGGAUGGGUGGGUUGUUGUUUGGCUGGCUGUACCAGAAAUAUGCACAAUUUAUGGCAUAUGUGGUGCUAACUAUAUAUGUAUGAACGAUGGUGGGAAUUCUACUCGAUGUAUCUGUCCCCCCGGUUUUCAGAAAAGGGGAGAUUCAUGCGACAGGAAAAUUCCGAUGACGCAAAACACAAAGUUUCUCCGGCUUGACUACGUCAACUUCAGCGGCGGGGCCGACCAAAACAAUCUGGGUGUUCAGAAUUUUACCAUCUGUGAAUCCAAAUGCUUAGCCAACCGGGAUUGUCUAGGUUUUGGAUUCAAAUAUGACGGAUCGGGUUAUUGCGUACUUCAGCUCAAGCGGCUGUUAUAUGGAUACUGGUCUCCGGGAACCGAGACCGCCAUGUAUCUGCGGGUGGACAAUUCGGAAUCUGAUCAAAGCAACUUCACUGGCAUGACGGAUUUGCUUGAAACCACAUGCCCAGUCCGGAUCAGCCUCCCUCUGCCGCCUGAAGAAUCCAAUACCACGACGCGGAACAUUGUCAUUAUAUGCACUCUCUUCGCGGCGGAGCUCAUUUCCGGUGUUCUUUUCUUCUCUGCUUUUCUCAAGAAAUACAUCAAAUACAGAGACAUGGCUCGAACCCUCGGCCUAGAAUUCCUUCCCGCAGGUGGCCCCAAACGAUUCACGUACGCGGAGCUCAAGGCCGCGACAAAUGACUUCUCCGACUGUGUCGGAAAAGGCGGGUUCGGCGACGUAUACAAAGGGGAACUGCCUGAUCACCGCAUCGUCGCUGUGAAGUGCCUGAAAAAUGUGACGGGCGGGGACCCAGAGUUUUGGGCAGAGGUCACCAUCAUUGCCCGUAUGCAUCACCUCAAUCUGGUCCGCUUGUGGGGUUUCUGCGCCGAGAAGGGCCGGCGAAUACUGGUCUACGAGUACGUCCCAAAGGGUUCUCUGGACAAGUUCCUCUUCCCCGCGCGUGGAAUCCUUAAAUCCGAAGAGGAUGAUGCAGAGGAUGAAUUGCUGGACCCGAGUAGGCCCCCGAUGCUUGAUUGGAAUAUCCGUUAUCGAAUCGCACUGGGCGUGGCGAGGGCGAUAGCAUACCUCCACGAGGAGUGUCUGGAGUGGGUGCUCCAUUGCGAUAUCAAGCCGGAAAACAUACUUCUGGGAGACGAUUUCUGCCCUAAAAUUUCAGAUUUUGGGUUGGCGAAACUGAAGAAGAAGGAAGACAUGGUGAGCAUGUCAAGGAUCCGAGGGACCCGCGGGUACAUGGCGCCCGAAUGGGUGAAGAUGGAUCCCAUAACCCCCAAGGCUGACGUCUACAGCUUCGGAAUGGUGCUUCUGGAAAUUGUAAGUGGGCGAAGGAAUAACGAAAUCCAAGAUUCCCUAGCGCAGAGUGAGGACUGGUAUUUCCCAAGGUGGGCUUUCGACAAGGUGUUCAAGGAAAUGAGGGUGGAGGACAUUCUGGACAGUCAGAUCAUCCACUGUUACGACAGUCGAUUGCACUUUGACAUGGUGGAUCGCAUGGUGAAGACGGCGAUGUGGUGUCUUCAGGACCGACCGGAGAUGCGGCCUUCUAUGGGGAAGGUUGCUAAGAUGCUUGAAGGAACGGUGGAGAUGAUGGAACCCAAAAAGCCCACCAUUUUCUUCCUAGCCGACUAGUGGUCCACCCUUGUUGUCCUUUUCCAUAUAUAUAUAUAUAUAUACACAUAAUUUGGGGUCCUGGACCACUUAAUUGUGAAAACGAUGCCUUAGUAAUUUUUCAUUUAGGCAUGUUUCUGUGACAUGUCACUAUGUCAGCCUACGUUAUAUCACCAUGUUUAGAAGAAAUAAGUGGAAUAUAAGAAAAUCCUUCCUCUUCCUCCACACUUAAUUAUACCUUAACAUGCUUUCACACGUGUGUAUUAGGGUGUUUCUACUUUCUACAAAUACAAGGAAAUUAAUUUUUUUUC